UUUUUGUAUCGAAAAGAUAGGACGGGAAAUAUUAGGGCUGGAGGAAGAGUCCGAGAAGAGAAAGAAUUCGAGUUGAAAUCAAAGAAUAACUUCCCUAAAUUGGGCUUGGUUGUAUCCUAUAAUUGUAAGGAUGGAAGAUUCCCUCCUCGAAGAGCAGCACAACAAAUCGGCGACGGAGGUCGCCAUAGACGAGGACGAGAGCGAAGCCUCCGCCGUCUGGGAGAAGCACAGGUAGCCAAAUCGAAUCCGUAUCUCCGCCCGGUGUAAGAAAGUUUGAGGAAUCGGUCGCCGACGAUGGUGAGCGGGGAAACGGCGGCGGGAGAGGUGGAGAUGGAGGUGGUGGAGGUGGCGAAGUGCGAGUUCUGCGGGCUGACGGAGGAGUGCACGACGGCGUACAUGGCGCGGGUGCGGGAGAGGCACGGGGGGAAGUGGGUGUGCGGGCUCUGCGGGGAGGCGGUGGAGGAGGAGAUCGAGCGGUCGGGGCGGCGGAUGUCGAGGGAGGAGGCGAUGACCCAGCACGCGAGCUUCUUGCGGAAGUUCCGGGACGCCGCCGCGUCGCCGGUCAACCCGACGAAGCUCCUCAUCGCCGGCCUGCGCCGCCUCCUCCGCCGGAUCUUCGACUCGCGGCGGACACUCAACGGGCCGCACCGGCAGGUGGAGGUCGCCGGUUCCGCCUACGCCGGCUCCGGAAGCUGCUUCUCGUCGACUCUGGCCCGUAGUACGCAGAACAACCUUCAAGAUUAAAAUAGCGGUGACCGGAACUCUACAAAAUACAAUGAGCGACUUUCUCGUAAAACCAUGGCUAAUUUUAAGGUUUACAAAAAAAAAAAAAGUACUUUUGUCACUGCCUCGGGCUAAUUUUAGGUUAAAUUUAGAAUCAUCUUUGAAGAAGAUUUAGUUCUUUUAACACUCAAUCGUCCUCAUCUCUCUACUGU
Elaeis guineensis (African oil palm) is the source of this 935-nucleotide messenger RNA. The record is from RefSeq and is a predicted model, not a curated record. Lineage: Eukaryota; Viridiplantae; Streptophyta; Magnoliopsida; Arecales; Arecaceae.